GGGGAGGCGGCCCAGCGGAGGCGGAGGCUGGCGAGCAGCGCCCGCGAGGCGGCGGCCGGGUGCCUCCCUCCGCGCCCUCCGCGCCCGCCCUCCCGGUCGACCCCGCGCCCCCAGGCCGGCCUCCCGCCGCCGCCCCUCGCCCCUCCUCCUCCUCCCCCGCCCCUUCCGUUUCUCGGGGGAAAGGCUGCAGCCUCCCCGGCUCCGCAUCCCCGCGUCGGUAGCGCGGUUUCCUCCUGCGCCCUCGCCCGGCGCCACGACUCCCCGCCCCGAGCCUCUGCGCCCCGAGCCGGCGGGCGGCGCGUUCCCGAUCGCCCGCGGACCGCAGCUGCCAGCGGCGUGGGCGCCCUCCCCCGGGCGGCGGGGCUCAGGGCCCAGCCAUGUCCGCGAUCCUGCAGGAGCUGCUGCGCGUCUCCGAGAAGGCGGCCCACAUCGCCCGCGCCUGCCGCCAGCAGGACGCCCUCUUCCAGCUGCUCAUCGAGGAGAAGAAGGACGGCGAGAAGAACAAGAAGUUCGCCGUGGACUUCAAGACGCUGGCCGACGUGCUGGUGCAGGAAGUCAUAAAGCGGCACAUGGAGAGCAAGUUUCCAGGCUUGGAGGACAAAAUUUUUGGAGAAGAAUCGAACGAGUUCACUAAUGCUCUGGAUUCCACGCAUCAGUACAUCCAAGGCUCUGCCGACGUGGAGCCCAGCCACGGAAUCUUCCCCCAGGGGCUUCCGUGCGUCACCAUCCUCAUCGGCGUCUAUGACCUGCGGACGGGGCUGCCCCUGAUGGGGGUCAUCAACCAGCCUUUCGUGUCGCAGGACCCCGACACCCUCAGGUGGGAAGGACGGUGCUACUGGGGCCUCUCCUACAUGGGCACCAACAUCCACUCCCUGCAGCCCCCGGUCUCCGAGCCGCAGGGCGCGCGGACUGGCCACCCCGGCGCCGAGGCCGCGGACACGGGCUCCCAGGCCCAGGGCGCCCACCGGUUCUCCGCCGUCAUCAGCGCCAGCGAACAGGAGCCGGUCCGGGCGGCGCUGGCGCGCGUCUGCGGGGGCCGCGUGUUCCGCGCCGCGGGGGCCGGGUACAAGGGCCUGUGCGUGGUCCAGGGCCUCGUGGACCUGUACGUCUUCUCCUACGACACCACCUUCAAGUGGGACUCGUGCGCGCCCCACGCCAUCCUGCGGGCCAUGGGCGGCGGCAUGGUGGACUUCCAGGGCUGCCUGGCCAGGGGGCCCGCCGCGGGCCGGGAGUGGCCGCAGCUGCUGUACCACGUGGGCCACGAAGGCGCCAGUGGCGUGGAUCGCUGGGCCAACAGGGGGGGGCUCAUCGCGUACAGGUCGCGCCAGCAGCUGGAGACAUUCCUGAGCCUCCUCGCCCCGCACCUGGCGCCUGCGGGCGCGCGCGCCUAGACAGCCUUCUCCCGCCCAUGGAACCAAACCGUGACCCUGGGCCCCGCGCCUGUCGCCGGAAGAUAGCUUUGUCCUGUGGGUGGUCAGCGUUCAUCUCCCUCUCCGGAGGAGUAUUUUCCGUUCUGUGUUCAUAUGAUAAUUUCUGUAAAUAAACGACAGGCGUGCAGC
Molecule: messenger RNA, 1559 nt
Organism: Myotis daubentonii (Daubenton's bat)
Lineage: Eukaryota; Metazoa; Chordata; Mammalia; Chiroptera; Vespertilionidae
Gene: INPP1
Product: inositol polyphosphate-1-phosphatase
Biological process (GO): phosphatidylinositol phosphate biosynthetic process
Molecular function (GO): inositol-1,4-bisphosphate 1-phosphatase activity
Source: RefSeq, a predicted model, not a curated record